Dendroctonus ponderosae (mountain pine beetle) is the source of this 755-nucleotide messenger RNA. Its product is annotated as zinc finger CCHC domain-containing protein 10. Lineage: Eukaryota; Metazoa; Arthropoda; Insecta; Coleoptera; Curculionidae. The record is from RefSeq and is a predicted model, not a curated record. Gene Ontology annotation, molecular function: nucleic acid binding; zinc ion binding. The transcript has a single exon. Bases 1 to 438 code for a protein of 145 amino acids.
AUGACGAUAAGUGGGGGCUCAUCAAAAUUUCUGUCUAAGAUGGGACUAAAAGGCCACAUUUCACCAGGAAUGAGGUGCCAGAAAUGUCUUGAAUAUGGACAUUGGUCAUUCCAAUGUAUAGCGCCGCGUAAGUUUGCAUAUAGAUCUUCAAGAUCGGAACUUCUCGAGCGAGCGAUGAAAGAAAGGGCAAAAAAAGCGAAAGUGCUUAAGGAGACAUUAACAAGGAAGAUGCAGCAGGCAUUGGCAAAGAAGAAUCCAGAAAAAUCAGCAAAGAGAAGCCGGAGUUCUUUGAAAGAGAAAUCUUCCAGCAAAUCGAGAAAACGGAGGGACAGUUCCAGUAGCUCCAGCAGUUCAGAUAGUUCAACGAGCAGUAGCAGUAGUAGUAGCAGCAGCAGCAGUAGUAGUGACGACAGCAGCACGAGCGAAGAAAGUAAUUAAGUAAACGAAUCUUAUAUAUUAAUUCCACUUAACAAUUAAUUACUUGAUUUUUUAAAUAAAACUUGCACCCUAAACCAACUUUUUUUUUAUUUCAAAUAAAACAAACACCUGUUUUAACAAAUAUAUUUAUUUAAAAGUGGUUGGAUUUACUGAAAACAUCGAUCUGAACUGGAUGCUCAAAACUUACUUGUCACAAUGUGGUUGUUAGUAUCGUUUUAUGUAUGGAGUGUGAAGUCAACUUUUCAAUACAGUACUUUGUAUUUGUUUUGCUGCCCUACAAACAAUUAAAUAAAUCGGACACGUGCCAAGUAUAGAAG